Physella acuta is the source of this 1923-nucleotide messenger RNA. RefSeq names its product SCY1-like protein 2. NCBI's taxonomy places the organism in Eukaryota, Metazoa, Mollusca, Gastropoda, Physidae. The record is from RefSeq and is a predicted model, not a curated record. Gene Ontology annotation, molecular function: protein kinase activity; ATP binding. Gene Ontology annotation, biological process: protein phosphorylation.
AUGGCUGGGGAUGGGGAUGAGGAUGGAUUGGAUCUGGAUGGAUUAGAUGGGGAUGGGAAUAGAUUGGAUGAGGAUGGGGAUGACUUGGAUGGGGAUGUGGAUAACGAUGGGAAAGGCGAUAGCUUAGCGUUCGCCACUGAACCUGUGUUCGCCAGUUUGGCGAAUGUGCUGGGAAAUCAUGAACGUCUGCCGGCAAAUAUAUCCACAGAGAUCAGGGACCAUGAAUUUAUAGAACUGGAGAUAAAGCAUGGCAUCGUUCAGAUCACAGAUGCCCUGUCGUACCUCCACAACACGGAAAACCUCAUCCACUGCAACAUCUGCCCGCAGUCCAUUCUGCUCACCAGGAAGGGGGGCUGGAAGCUCAUGGGCUUUGGCUUCGCUGUGAAGAUCAAGGAAGGGAAGGAAGGAUGUACCGGUCAGGCGUGGACGACCAAAAUCCCCAAGAUGGCGCAGCCGGAUCUGAACUUCAUGGCACCGGAAGUGCAGCUGAACAAAAAGUGCACGCCCCUCAGUGACAUGUUCUCUGUCGGGAUGGUCAUCUGUGCCAUUUACAACGAGGGCAAGUCUUUGAUCAACGCUGACCACAACCCUAACCUUUACGUCAAACAGUUAGACCAGUUAAAAUAUUUUAACGACCCGGUUGUGAUUAGCCUACACGGCAUGGACAUGUGUGACCGACGGGACGCCGCCCAACGAGUCGAGGCCUAUAGCAGCCUGUCGCAAGUUGUCCCCAAUAUACCCAGGAAAAUCCUCUAUACAUACGUGUUCCCUGAUAUACUGAACGAGUGCAAGUGUCCAGACUCCGUCAUCUUUGCCUUACCUACCCUCAUCACCAUCAUAGACUAUGCUACUAGGGCCGACUAUGUAGAUAUUAUAAUGCCAGAGUUUCGUGCUAUUCUGGCCAAUGCCAAGCCUGUCCAGGCCACUGUGUACAUACUGAAUAAACUGGACAUCAUUUUGUCUAAAUCACCGCUGGACGAAAUUAAGGGCGAGGUGCUACCAUUUGUCUUCAACACACUAGACUCAUCCUCGUUACAGGCACAGGAAGCGGCUCUUGUUGCCAUUGGCGACAUCAAAGAGUUCCUUGACGACAACAUCCUAAGGAAGGUCGUGCUCCCCAAGGCCAAGUCGCUCUUCUUCCGCUCAAGCAAUGUCAAGAUCCGCAUCAAUGCCCUGACCUGCAUUGACCACUUGCUGGACAGUCUAGACAAGAUGCUCAUACUGGACAACAUUCUACCUUUCCUGGCCAACAUUUCUGGUCAAGACCCGGAUGUUGUUAUGUGUGUCGUAGGCAUAUACAAGCAUAUGCUCAGUGACAAGAAGUUUGGUUUGACUCACAACUUGAUAGCCACCAAGGUCAUGCCAACCCUCAUCCCACACACGGUUAACCCAGGGUUGAACAUGGAGCAGUUUAGCUCACUGAUGGAAGUUCUGCGCGAGAUGUUGGAGCAGGUAGACAAGCAGAGACGGGACAAGAUGAAGCUGGAGACGGUCACGUUACCUGUACCCCCCAGAGGUUCGCUCAAGAUGGCGACGGCAGACAACGGAUCAGACGACAACCUGUCGACGUCACACCAAGCCAUUCUGUUGGAGAGUACGAGGUCACAACAGCUGCAGAAGACAAAAUCACCAGGUACCCCAGAAACACAACGCAACAAGAUCGGCUGCAGCCCUAAGACAGCCCGCAAGAACCAGAGCCUGCAAUCGUUAGGGAUGAGCUUGGAUGAAAAAUCUACUUUGGACAAACCCAUCGAGACCAUCCGACGUCACAGCCUCGUCCCGCCGUCGUCUGGCAGCUCGGCGUCGCCUAGCAACGGCCCGGCCUCCAGCAACAACCCCACCAUCUCCAUCACGACAGAUGACCUCAGUCCCGACCGGCCCCGGCGGCCCAGCACGCACAGUCUGGGGCCCUUUUCUUACUGA